Molecule: messenger RNA, 760 nt
Organism: Setaria italica (foxtail millet)
Lineage: Eukaryota; Viridiplantae; Streptophyta; Magnoliopsida; Poales; Poaceae
Product: mitochondrial import inner membrane translocase subunit PAM16 like 2
Exons: 4
Coding region: 154-504 (116 amino acids)
Biological process (GO): protein import into mitochondrial matrix
Cellular component (GO): TIM23 mitochondrial import inner membrane translocase complex
Source: RefSeq, a predicted model, not a curated record
CCUCUUCUGGAACCUUCCUCCUCCCUAUCAAAUCAGCCCAGCACGAAACGAAUCAGGGCGUGCUUCGUUCCCAGGCGAACCUCCCCUCCCCCUCUCGGCGUCUCCUCUCCGGCAGCUGCGCCGCGGCUUGGAUCGCAUCCCGUCGGAGCCACCAUGGCUGGGAAGCUUAUUGCAAACCUGAUUGUCAUGGGCUCUACAAUUCUAGGAAGAGCUAUGCUUCAGGCAUAUCGUAAAGCACUUGAUAAUGCAAAUAAAACUGGCGUGGCACAUGAGGCAAUAAAUAAUAUUCGUAGAGCCAGCAAAUCAAUGACCGAGCAGGAAGCGAGGCAGAUACUGGGUGUAUCAGAGAAUUCAACGUGGGAAGAGAUUGUACAGCGGUAUGACAACUUAUUUGAAAGAAACGCCAAAUCUGGGAGCUUUUACCUCCAAUCGAAGAUUCACCGGGCCAAGGAGUGCCUAGAAACCGUGUACCAAAAGGACAAGCAAAACGAGCCUCCUACUUGAGAUCCGCCCCUCAACUCCAGUUGAUAUUCUUUUUCCCCCUCAUAAGAAAAAUGUACAUAACAGCGGAGGUCGCUGCUGUUGUAUCAUUAGUGUGCAAUGUGGAACCAAUAAGACUGAUCCGUUAAGCGCAUGAACCUGCACAAGACUGAUCUGUUAAGGUGUAAGGGAUAGUGGCAUGCGUGCAUGUAGCUCGUGUUCUUUUGAUCCGAUGAAUCCACGAAACGAUAUAUCUUGUGCUUUGGUUUGGUCUUCGUAA